AUGGCUUGGCCAAACAAGACGCAAGGUUUUUCGUGUGACCUUGGACAGAGAACGUUUGGCUAUAAGUUGCGUUUCAAGAAUUUUGAAUUCAAAGGAAUCAUGUGUAGCCACUCUCUACGUGUAUUUCAUGAAGAGGAGUUGCAUUAUGUUCCAGAGAGAUACAUUCUAGACCGAUGGAGAAAAGAUUUGCCUAGGGAACAUUUAAAGGUUCCGGUUCCUUACUAUUCUUUGCUUAAAAAGAAGCCUGAGGAGAUGAAAAGGUAUGAAAAAAUGCGUAGUACUUUUGAACCCAUCUCAACAAAAGCAAUGUCAAACAAUGCAGUUUAUGAUGAAGUGAUGAACGCCCUUUCUAACUUGAAUUUGAAGUCGCAAUCCAACAUCGAUUGUGGUCAUGGGCUCAUGUCACAAAAUUUGAACAACGUUGGCAAAGUCUAUGGUAGGAGAACAACUCAAACCACUCAUGAAAGUGUUGAGUUGGAUGAAAAUGAUACCGCAAACAACCACCUUGAACCGGUGACUUAUCCUAGCGAUCGAAGAGGUAGAGGUAGACCGCCAACUAAGCGGAAGAGCUAUGAUAAUGAUCAUGACCGCACUGGGAAAAGAGCAAAAAAGUCAUCAAACGUUUCUAAUAUUCCUAAUACUCCCCUGCCUAAUUUUGUUUGA
Molecule: messenger RNA, 663 nt
Organism: Beta vulgaris subsp. vulgaris (sugar beet)
Lineage: Eukaryota; Viridiplantae; Streptophyta; Magnoliopsida; Caryophyllales; Amaranthaceae
Exons: 1
Coding region: 1-663 (220 amino acids)
Biological process (GO): regulation of DNA-templated transcription
Source: RefSeq, a predicted model, not a curated record